Molecule: messenger RNA, 2196 nt
Organism: Colletotrichum chrysophilum
Lineage: Eukaryota; Fungi; Ascomycota; Sordariomycetes; Glomerellales; Glomerellaceae
Exons: 2
Coding region: 1-2196 (731 amino acids)
Source: RefSeq, a predicted model, not a curated record
AUGACCAUGCUCAAGCAGUCAUCAACCGGCUUCGUUGCCCCGAGGGCUCGUCCCAAGACGCUGCUCUUCCUGGCCCUCGCCGUCAUCUCCGUCUACUUCCUCGCCACUCGCGGCGCUCCCGCAGGAUACCACGUCGUGCCAUGGAAUCAUGAUAGCACCGGCGCGCCUCCUCCCGCCGCCGAUAAGGCUCCGGCAGAGCCCCCGAAACCCGCUAAGCCCCCCAAGUCGGAGGAGGAGAAGAAGCAAGAGGAGGAAAGAUUGAAGGAGGAAGAGGAGAAGUUGAAGCAGGAGAGGGAAAAGCAUGAGCAGGCUCUCAGAGACGAGUUCGCGGCUGAAUAUGAAGCUGCCAAGAGCCUCCCCGGCAACGACUACAUCUACGGUAACACGCUCAACACCUUGACCAACAAGGAGAACCGCACCACCGAGCACGCCGCCGCCCUUCGCGACGUCGGCGCACAGGACGUCGCCUACACGAACCAGAGGCCCUUCGCCUACAACCCUUACCCUGACUACAACGGCGACGAAUGGAACAAGACGCACCGCGCACCCUAUGUGCCAUGCAUUGGAGCCACCGGCGAGGUCGUCGAGGACCUCUUGGUCUUCAAGGGUCAGCCGUCAAAGUUCCCCGCUACCGGCUUUGGCAGCUUCGACGUUCUGAACAUGGAUGGAAACAUCUGCUACGAGCGCGAUACUCGUCUCGGCCCCUACGGUCUCCAGCCGCAGCUCAGCAAGGCUGGCCUCCGGAUUGAUUGGGAUAACAUCAACUGGGGCGAUCUGCAGGAGAAGUGCGUCGAGAGAAACGCGGCUCGUUUCGACGAUGGCAAGCCCAACGAAUACAUCAAGACCGCAUACCCUGACAUUGCAGAGAAGUACGGCAACGAAAUCGAGGACGUUGAGAAGCGCGGCUUCACCAAGUCCAAGGAGUCCAAGGUCAAGAAGGCGGACACCCGAACAGCUGUCCUCUUGCGAUCCUACACCGGAAAGAAGUACAGCGAAAACGAUAAGCAAGUCAUCCGCGCGCUCAUCUCCGAGCUUUCUCUGCGAUCCGGCGGCGAGUUCCAGGUUUUCCUGUUGCUGCACGUUCGUGAGCAGGAGCUUGAUAUUUUGAACGACGAGGCGACGUACCAGUACGUCCUCAACGAGCACGUGCCUCUCGAGUUCCACGGCAUCACCAAGCUGUGGAACGACAAGGGCGUCUGGGACGUCUACACCGCCCUCACCGACGACAACGAAAGAAGCGUCCACUCCGCCCAGUGGUUGUCUGUGCAGAAGUUCAGCCAGGACCAUCCCGAGUUCGACUUCAUCUGGAACUGGGAGAUGGAUGCCCGCAUCGUCGGCCAUCACUACGACUUCCUCAAGCGCCUCGACGAGUUCGCCAACAAGCAGCCCCGCAGAGGUCUCUGGGAGCGCAAUGAGCGCUACUACAUCCCUGAGUACCACGGCGACUACGACAACGACUUCCGCAAGGACGUUGAGAAGCGCACCCGCGGUAACCAGGUCUGGGGACCUCCCAAGCUGGGCUUUAUCAACCCUGUUGGCCCCAAGCCUCCUGUUGACAACCCCGAGAAGGAUAACUACAAGUGGGGAGUCGGCGAGGAUGCGGAUAUGAUUACUGUCGGCCCCAUUUUCAACCCGAUCAACAGCAGCUGGAUCAUUUCGGACCACAUUUGGGGCUACAGAGACGAGGCUCAUCCUGACCCCGCUAAGACCCUCCCCCGCCGCACCACCAUCGUCACUCAGUCGCGUGUGUCUAAGCGCCUCUUGGACAUCAUGCACGUCGAGAACCUCCGCGGCAACCACAUCGCCUCUGAGAUGACCCCGCAAACCGUCGCCCUUCUCCAUGGCUUCAAGACGGUGUUUGCGCCUCACCCCACCUGGUUCGACCGCCCGUGGAACGGCACCUUCCUCGCGAAGUGGUUCAACCCCGGUCCCCGCGGCGAGAGUGGUGGCGAGGGAUCUCCCAUGGGUUGGGGCCGCGAGCGCAGAUACCAGGGCAUGACCUGGUACUACCGCGCUGAGCCUCCCGCGAGACUGUACAACAACUGGAUCGGAUAUGAGGACACGUCAUACGGAGGCAAGGACUGGGAGCGCACCCACGGUCGCCCCUGCCUGCCGCCCAUGAUUCUCCACCCCAUCAAGGAGGUCAAGCAGACCCCGCGCGGCUUCGCGACCAAGUUUGAGCUGUUCUACGGCUGA